Molecule: messenger RNA, 3488 nt
Organism: Sander lucioperca (pikeperch)
Lineage: Eukaryota; Metazoa; Chordata; Actinopteri; Perciformes; Percidae
Gene: srlb
Product: sarcalumenin
Exons: 7
Coding region: 92-1549 (485 amino acids)
Molecular function (GO): GTP binding
Source: RefSeq, a predicted model, not a curated record
CCGCCUCUUUUCUCUGCAUGCCCUUUAACCUUCCUGCCUUGGCACAGUAUAUAUAGUCUGUGUGACUAUCAGAGUUCUCCUGGCAGCCAUCAUGAAGGGUGCAGUCUUGAUCUGCUGUUUCCUCUCCCUGCUGCAUUUGCAGGCCACAGCAGAAGAAGAAGAAGAAAAAGAUUUCAUCUCCGUCCUCAGGGACAGAUCUCACAUCGACGAAACGCUGCGGCUUGCAACUGAGGAAAAAGCCGGAGACUAUGCAGCGGCUAUAGAGAGGUUGCGGAAGAUCUACCACACAUCCAUCAAGCCGAUGGAGCAGGCCUACAAGUACAAUGAGCUGAGGCAGCACGAGAUCUCAGCCUACCCCGGACGAACCCUGGGGAACUCAGCCACAGAUGGAGAGAUUACCUCCAAGCCCAUGGUGCUGUUCCUGGGACCCUGGAGUGUAGGAAAGUCCUCAAUGAUCAAUUACCUCCUAGGCAUGCACGACAGCCCCUAUCAGCUCUACACAGGAGCUGAGCCUACUACCUCUGAGUUCACUGUAAUUAUGCACGGAGAGAAGAUCCGCUCUGUUGAGGGUAUUGUUAUGGCAGCAGACAGCUCUCGGUCCUUCUCUCCUUUGGAGAAGUUUGGACAAAACUUCCUUGAAAAGCUGGUCGGUAUUGAGAUGCCCCACAAGCUGCUGGAACGUGUGACUUUUGUGGACACACCAGGAAUCAUUGAGAACCGGAAGCAACAGGAGAGAGGCUAUCCCUUCAAUGAUGUUUGCCAGUGGUUCAUUGAUCGUGCUGACCUGAUCUUCGUGGUGUUUGACCCCACCAAGCUGGACGUUGGCCUUGAGCUGGAGAUGCUCUUCCGGCAGUUGAAGGGUCGCGAAUCCCAGAUCCGCAUCAUCCUAAACAAGGCUGACAACCUGGCCACCCAGGACUUAAUGAGAGUCUAUGGAGCACUCUUUUGGAGCUUAGCACCCCUCAUCAAUGUCACUGAACCCCCCCGUGUCUACGUCAGUUCUUUCUGGCCAUAUGACUAUGCACCUGAUACCAGCCGGGAGCUCUUCAAGCGAGAGGAGAUCUCCCUCCUGGAAGAUCUGAACCAGGUGAUUGAAAACCGCAUGGAGAACAAAAUUGCCUUCAUCCGCCAACAUGGCAUCCGUGUGCGCAUCCAUGGCCUGCUGGUAGACCGCUAUGUCCAGACCUUUAAAGAGAAGAUGAGCUUCUUCAGUGACCCUGAACUAGUCUUCAAGGAGAUUGUGGACGACCCAGACAAGUUCUAUAUUUUCAAAUCCAUCCUAGCCAAGACCAACGUCAGCAAGUUUGACCUGCCCAAUCGCGAUGCUUACCGUGACUUCUUUGGAGUCAACCCGGUCACCAACUUCAAGCCCCUGACGGCUCAGUGCUCCUACAUGGGAGGUUGUCUGUUGGAUAAGAUUGAGAGGGCAAUCACCAAUGAGCUGCCCGCCCUUCUGAGCAGCAUUAACUCUGGCAAGCAGCCUGGCCUGUCCUCCUGUGAGGCUACUGGCUGUGGUGAGAAGCCAAAGAAUCGCUACCGGAAGAACUGAGGAAAACAAAAUAACUUGAGUGGGGGAAGUAAGAAGAGAAGGCCAAGCCAACCCUGAUUUUUGUCAGAAUGCCUGUAUUAUUGAAGAGACAGAGGAGAUUAGUGUUUGUUUUUUUCCUCAGGAGAAUAUGUGGAGGUGCAUUUAGGGACUGUGGGAAUGAGGCAGAUAGAGGGAGGGAAGGGUCAUUGUAUGAUAAGGCAGCUUAAGGACACAAGUGCUAAAGAAAUGAAAACAUGCCACUGAUCACUAAGUUUUGUUAGUGUUUGUCUGGGAUUUUGGGGAUGGGGACGUAAUGAUGUGAAGAAACACAAAAAUAAAAUUUAAAAAAAAGUAAGAUCAAAUAAAAAUUGAAAAUCUGAGACUGAAAACAGUCAAAACCCAGCUCCCUUGUAUGUGAAUAAAAUGGGAAAAAGUGGAAACAGGAGUUGAAAAUUUGUGUUGUAAAAUCUUGAGAAUUGCAUUGCAGAAAGUCUAUUCCAUAAGCUUCAGAAGCUGAUUUUGAAGUAGCCUUUGUGUUUCUCAUCCAAACCUUUGUUUUUGACAUAGAUUAACAUUACAUUGCAUGUUAGAUCAUAUUUAACAGAUGCAUGCAUUUCCUGCUAACAUAACGUUUAAGUAACUGAAACCUGAACCAACCCUGCCAUGCAACAAGUAAGGCAUUUUUUUCUAUUCAUUUUAUACGCUCAUCAGUCCUGGUUGUUGACAACCUGUGAAAUGAGCACUGUGAUGGAAGCAGAGGUCAGGGUUCAAGGGUCAGAGUCUUCAGAGCGGUAUGGGUUCAUUCUGCUUCACUUCUUAACUGUUCUUACUGUUUCUGUUUGCGUCUAUACAUUCUUUGGCAGAAGUUCAAUACUGUGUUAUGAUUGUUUUUUCUUGAACAAUAAGCUUCCCAGCAUUUUUAGCUGAAUGACCAUUAGAAAACACAUGAAGGAUGUGUUUGGAUUAUAGCUGUCUUUAGCCAUUUCUUCUGCAGGAUAGAAAGCUAUAUAUUGAUUUUUCUGUGUAAACUUUCCAAAUGGGCAUAGGCUAUAUGUGACACCCCUGCUAUACAAUUUUACAAACUACCACUACAAGAUUGUGAUAGUGGAUUUCUGUGAUAGGCAAUUUCCUAGCUUGCAAAAAGCAGGCUGGAGGUAAAGGUAAAGUGGAGGACUCAUGAGUUGACCCCUGACCUCUGUGGAAAGACGGAAGACCCUAACCUUCACACCCACAACGGUUUUGCAGUGAUACAUGUCGUAGCUGCAGAUUCUUAUGUUAGCCUACCUCAAUGAAUUUACCAUGAGUAUUGCGUGGUGAAAUUGCUUUAAAUAGUUUGACAUUUUGGGAAAUACACUUAUUCGACACCCUAUUUCUUGUCUGUGCGCAGUAACUUCCUGGAUGCUUGCAAGAAACCUUUUAUAUAUUCAUUGUAUCAUGGGUUGCUAGGCAACCAGCGGACACUCAAGGGAGUUAACGUUACUGUGCCUAGCUAAGAAAUAGUCCGAGCACUGGAACAUAAACUCUCCUAAAAACUGCAACGUUGCGGUUUUUGUAAGGAUUGAGCAAACGACAUAACGUUAAAUAUAGUGUGUUAAUAUGGGGUUCCGGAAGUGCAGGUAGGCGGACUUGUUUUACCUUUGUUCAAGGCUAUCUUCCCUCCAGUUACCAGUCUUAGGCUAAGCUAACCAUCUGCUUGCUCCAGCUUGCUAGGCUACAGCCUGUAACAACAUAUUCACAGUGCUGUACAGACAUUAAAGUGGUAUCAAUUUACCAACAUGUCAAACUACUGCUUUAAUAACAGAGUCCUAAAUCAUCGAAUGAUACAUAAUUAUAGUAGUAACUAGACUUCCAAAAAGUUAACUCAUGGACAAAUGCAAUUCCAGUUCCCAAUGUGUAGCUACUCCCUCACUAACCCCAUUGUGAAGUGUUUUACAACUAAAAUCUGUAGCAUCAUGAAAAA